AUGCAACGAAAAGAGCCCCAACCUCACCAGAUCCCCAACCUCACCAGAUCCCCAACCUCACCAGAUCCCCAACCUCACCAGAUCCCCAACCUCACCCAGCCCCAACCUCACCAGAGCCCCAACCUCACCAGAGCCCUAACCUCACCAGAUCCCCAACCUCACCAGAGCCCCAACCCGCCAGAGCCCCAACCUCACCAGAGCCCCAACCUCACCAGAGCCCCAACUCCACCAGAGCCCCAACCUCACCAGAGCCCCAACCUCACCAGAUCCCCAACCUCACCAGAUCCCCAACUCCACCAGAGCCCCAACCUCACCAGAGCCCCAACCUCACCAGAUCCCCAACCUCACCAGAGCCCCAACCUCACCAGAGCCCCAACCUCACCAGAUCCCCAACCUCACCAGAGCCCCAACCUCACCAGAGCCCCAACCUCACCAGAGCCCCAACCUCACCAGAGCCCCAACCUCACCAGAGCCCCAACCUCACCAGAUCCCCAACCUCACCAGAGCCCCAACCUCACCAGAGCCCCAACCUCACCAGAGACCCAACCUCACCAGAUCCCCAACCUCACCAGAGCCCCAACCCCACCAGAGCCCCAACCUCACCAGAGCACCAACCUCACCAGAGCCCCAACUUCAACAGAGACCCAACCUCACCAGAGCCCCAAACUCAACAGAGCCCCAACCUCACCAGAGCCCCAACCCCACCAGAGCCCCAACCUCACCAUAUCCCCAACCUCACCAGAGCCCCAACCUCACCAGAGCCCCAACCUCAACAGAUCCCCAACCUCACCAGAGCCCCAACCUCACCAGAUCCCCAACUCCACCAGAGCCCCAACCUCACCAGAGCCCCAACCUCACCAGAGCCCCAACCUCACCAGAGUCCCAACCUCACCAGAGCCCCAACCUCACCAGAUCCCCAACCCAACCAGAGCCCCAACCUCACCAGAGCCCCAACCUCACCAGAUCCCCAACCUCACCAGAGCCCCAACCCCACCAGAGCCCCAACCUCACCAGAGCCCCAACCUCACCAGAGCCCCAACUUCAACAGAGACCAAACCUCACCAGAGCCCCAAACUCAACAGAGCCCCAACCUCACCAGAGCCCCAACCCCACCAGAGCCCCAACCUCACCAUAUCCCCAACCUCACCAGAGCCCCAACCUCACCAGAGCCCCAACCUCAACAGAUCCCCAACCUCACCAGAGCCCCAACCUCACCAGAUCCCCAACCUCAUCAGAUCCCCAACCUCAUCAGAUCCCCAACCUCACCAGAGCCCCAACCUCAUCAGAGCCCCAACAUCACCAGAUCCCCAACCUCAUCAGAGCCCCAACCUCAACAGAGCCCCAACCUCAACAGAGCCCCAACCUCACCAGAUCCCCAACCUCACCAGAGCCCCAACCUCAACAGAGCCCCAACCUCAACAGAGCCCCAACCUCACCAGAGCCCCAACCUCAACAGAGCCCCAUCUUCAACAGAGCCCCAACCUCAACAGAUCUCCAACCUCAACAGAGCCCCAACCUCACCAGAUCCCCAUCCUCAACAGAGCCCCAACCUCACCAGAGCCCCAUCUCAUCAGAUCCCUAACCUCACCAGAGCCCCAACCUCACCAGAGCCCCAACCUCACCAGAGCCCCAACCUCACCAGAGCCCCAACCUCAUCAGAUCCCCAACCUCACCAGAGCCCCAACCUCACCAGAGCCCCAACCUCAGCAGAGCCCCAACCUCAGCAGAGCCCCAAUCUCACCAGAGCCCCAACCUCACCAGAGCCCUAAUCUCAUUUGA
This is a messenger RNA of Oncorhynchus tshawytscha (Chinook salmon), 1779 nucleotides long. Its product is annotated as cell surface glycoprotein 1-like. The record is from RefSeq and is a predicted model, not a curated record. The coding region runs from base 1 to 1779 and encodes 592 amino acids. NCBI's taxonomy places the organism in Eukaryota, Metazoa, Chordata, Actinopteri, Salmoniformes, Salmonidae. The transcript is spliced from 2 exons.